This is a messenger RNA of Tyto alba (common barn owl), 7269 nucleotides long. It is a transcript of the gene ABCA7, whose product is annotated as ATP binding cassette subfamily A member 7. The record is from RefSeq and is a predicted model, not a curated record. NCBI's taxonomy places the organism in Eukaryota, Metazoa, Chordata, Aves, Strigiformes, Tytonidae. Gene Ontology annotation, molecular function: apolipoprotein A-I receptor activity; phosphatidylserine floppase activity; phosphatidylcholine floppase activity. Gene Ontology annotation, cellular component: membrane; intracellular membrane-bounded organelle. The coding region runs from base 124 to 6870 and encodes 2248 amino acids. The transcript is spliced from 51 exons. Gene Ontology annotation, biological process: transmembrane transport; phospholipid efflux; cholesterol efflux.
AGCGCGGUGCCUGCGCGUGAGCCCGGCGGAGCCUGCGGGGUCUCUUAAAGGGGCCGCGCGGUGGCAGCGUCAGCAGGCUGAGCCGAGCGGGACGCGGGGCACGCCCCCCCCCGUGCCCCCGCCAUGGCCGUGGGCACCCAGCUGGGGCUGCUGCUCUGGAAGAACUUCACCUACCGCCGGCGGCAGCGGAUCCAGCUGGCCAUCGAGCUCCUGUGGCCGCUCUUCCUCUUCUUCAUCUUGAUCUCGGUGCGGCAAUCCCACCCACCCUUCAAGCAGCAUGAGUGCCACUUCCCCAACAAGGCCCUGCCCUCGGCCGGGACCCUUCCCUGGCUCCAGGGCAUCAUCUGCAACCUGGACAACCCCUGCUUUCGGCACCCGACGGCGGGGGAGGCCCCCGGCGCGGUGGGCAACUUCAACGGCUCCAUCCUCUCCCGCCUGCUUGCUGAAGCCCAGCAGGUCUUACUCCACACCGAUGGGCAGCGGCUCCGGCGCAGCUUCGCUCAGCUCCUGCCUGCCCUGCGCCAGCUCCAGGGGAGCGGGACUCAGCGGAGGGCCCUGCCCGUGAGGGACUACCUGAGACCGGACGAGACCUUCUCGCGGUUCCUCCGGACCAACACGUCUCUGCCCCCGGCGCUGGUGGAUGAGCUGAUGGGGGCUCGGCUCAGCCCUCGCAUCCUCUCCUUGGCAGGCAGCCCCCUCCCGCUGAAGGCCGUGGUCUGCAACGCCUCGGAGCUGGGGGGCUUCCUGGCUGGGGGCGACCCUGACUCCACCGAGCGCCUGCGGCAGGGGCUCUGCGCCCUGCCCAGCCCCCAGCUCCACGCCAUGGAGGGCUCCUUCCUCUCCCAGCUCGACCUCCCCCGGCUCCUGGCGGACCAGCUGAGCUUGGAGGAGGGCGGCAUCACUGGCACCGUGGAAGCCUUGGAAUCCUUGGGCACCUUCCUGCGGGAUGCAGUGUCCCUCCUGGAGGAGGUCUCCUCCAUGAGCAGCCUCGCCGAGCUGUGGCAGGAGCUCGGGGCACUGAUAGCCCCCAACGCCAGCACCUCCGGCUCAAGCACCUUCAGGGCCCUGUCACGCAUCGCCUGCGGGCACCCCGAGGGCAGGGGGCUCGGGGUCCCCUCCCUCAACUGGUACAAGGACAGCGACUUCAAAGCCUUCCUGGACCGCAACAGCUCCCAGCAGAGAGCCGCGGCUGCGGGCAGCGCCAGCAGUCCCUUCUGCCGAGAGCUGGUCCGCAGCCUGGAGUCCAGCCCCAUUUCACGGAUCUUCUGGCGGAGCAUCAAGCCCCUCUUUGUGGGGAAGAUCCUGUACACGCCGCCCGGCCCCGGCCCCGACAGCAUCAUGGCCGAGGUGAACCGGACCUUCCAGGAGCUGGCAGUGCUGGGGGAGGUGGGGGGUGCCUGGAGGGAGCUGGGACCCCACAUCUACGCCUUCCUCAACGACAGCCUGGAGAUGCGGAUCCUCCGGGACAUGCUGCUGGCCCCGGGGACGGCCCAGAUCCUCGACGGGUUCCUCAACGGCAGCUCCUGGAAGGUGCAGGCGCUGGCCGGGUUCCUGGCGGGGCCAGCGGCGGGGCCGGGGCUCACCUGGCACCGGGUGUACACCGAUGCCGACGCGGUGCUGAGCACACUGUCACAGCUCACCGAGUGUGUCUGCCUGGACAAGAUCGAGGCGGUGGCCACUGAGGAGCGGCUGGUGGCCCGGGCCCUGGAGCUGCUGGAGGAGCAGCAGUUCUGGGCAGCUGUGGUCUUCCAGCCCCCCACCAAUGCCACAGCCCCCACGCUGCCCCCCCACGUCCGCUACAAGAUCCGCAUGGACAUCGACGACGUGGCAAGGACCGAUGAGAUCACGGACAGGUUUUGGGACCCGGGCCCCGCAGCCGACCCCUUCAGUGACUUGCUCUACGUGUGGGGGGGGUUCGUCUACGUGCAGGACCUGGUGGAGCAGGCGGUGGUGCGGGUGCAGACCGGGGCUGCCCCGCGGACAGGCAUCUACAUCCAGCAAAUGCCCUACCCCUGCUACGUGGAUGACGUGUUCCUGCGGGUCCUAAACCGCUCGCUGCCCCUCUUCAUGACGCUGGCCUGGAUCUACUCAGUGGCCAUGAUCAUCAAGGGGGUGGUGCACGAGAAGGAGACGCGUCUCAAGGAGACCAUGAAGACCAUGGGGCUGAGCAGUGGCAUCCUCUGGCUCAGCUGGUUCCUUAGCAGCUUCAUCCCCUUCCUCCUCAGCUCUGCCCUCCUCGUCCUCAUCCUCAAGCUGGGAAACAUCCUGCCCUACAGCGACCCGGCCGUCAUCUUCCUCUUCCUCAGCACCUUCUCGGUGGCCACCAUCAGCCAGUGCUUCCUCAUCAGCACCUUCUUCCUCCGUGCCAACCUGGCCUCGGCUUGUGGUGGCAUCAUCUACUUCUCCCUGUACCUGCCCUACGUGCUGUGCGUCGCCUGGCGCAACCACAUCACCUUCCCGCUCCGCAUCCUCGUGAGCCUGCUGUCUCCAGUGGCCUUCGGCUUCGGUUGUGAGUACUUCUCCCUCUAUGAGGAGCAGGGGGUGGGCAUCCAGUGGCACAACCUGGGUGCCAGCCCCGUGCCAGGAGACCCCUACAACUUCGCCACGGCCAUGGGGCUGCUGCUGCUGGACGCCGGCCUCUACGGCCUGGCCACCUGGUACGUCGAGGGUGUUUUCCCAGGUCAGUACGGCAUCCCCAAGCCCUGGAAUUUCCCUUUCCUGAAGAGCUACUGGCUUGGAGAACCAUCCUCAGCCGGGUACCCCCCGUACCCCACCAGCCCUCUCACUGCGCCCCAAGUGCUGGUGGAGGAGCCACCCGCCCAGCUCCAGCCCGGCGUCUCCAUCCGCAACCUGGUGAAGAUUUACCACAACAGCCGCGUGGCCGUCGAUGGGCUGAGCCUGGACUUCUACGAGGGGCAGAUCACCUCCUUCCUGGGCCACAACGGGGCUGGCAAGACCACCACCAUGUCCAUCCUGACCGGCCUCCUGACCCCCACCGCCGGCACUGCCUAUAUCCUGGGCUGGGACAUCCGCUCCGAUAUCGACAGCAUCCGCAAAACCAUGGGGACCUGUCCCCAGCACAACGUGCUCUUCGACAUCCUGACGGUGGAGGAGCACAUCUGGUUCUAUGGGCGGCUGAAGGGGCUGUCGGAGGAGCGGGUGCGGGCGGAGAUGGAGCAGCUGAUCCAGGACACGGGGCUCCCCCACAAGCGCCAGGAGCAGACCAGGAACCUCUCAGGCGGGAUGCAGCGGAAGCUCUCGGUGGCCAUCGCCUUCGUGGGUGGGUCCCGGGUGGUGGUCCUGGACGAGCCCACGGCCGGCGUUGACCCCUACUCCCGCCGCAGCAUCUGGGAGCUGCUGCUCAAGUACCGCAAAGGCCGCACCAUCAUCCUGUCCACCCACUACAUGGACGAGGCGGAGCUGCUGGGGGACCGCACGGCCAUCAUCGCGCGGGGCCGGCUCUGCUGCUGCGGGUCCCCACUCUUCCUCAAGGCCAGGCUGGGCACUGGCUACCACCUCACCCUGGUGAAGCGGGAGGGGGCCGGGACGGGUGGCAGCACCGGCCCUGACACCACCAAAAAGGACAGCAGCGACACGGGCCUGGGCAGCGAGGCCAGCGCCGUGGCCCCCCCGGUCCCCCCAGAUGUGACCCAGCUGUCGGCGCUGAUCCAGAACCUGGUCCCCGGCUCCCGGCUGGUGGAGGACAUCGGGCACGAGGUGAUCUUUGUCCUGCCCUACGGCGGGGCUAAGGAUGGGGCCUUCGGGGACCUGUUCCGCGAGCUGGACGCCCGCCUUGGGGAUCUGGGCAUCUCCAGCUACGGCAUCUCUGACACCACCCUGGAAGAGAUCUUUCUGAAGGUGGUCCAUGACAUGGGGGUGGACGCUGACAUGGCAGGCUCCAGGAGCGGAGCGGCCCCCAGUGAGGGGGGAGACAUGGAAGCAGCCAACGGGGAGCUGGGAGCCCGGCGAGCCCUUGCAGCGGAGGAGCCCCAGGAGACAGAGCUGCUGCGGGGGGCCGGCGGGCAGGCCUGUGGCAGGGUGAGGGGCUGGGCACUUCCCCGCCAGCAGCUCCGCGCCCUCUUCAUCAAGAGGAUGCUCCACGCCCGGCGCAGCACCCGGGGCUGUUUCGCGCAGAUCAUCCUGCCCGCCGUCUUCGUCUGCAUCGCGCUGCUCUUCAGCCUCAUCGUGCCGCCCUUUGGGAAGUACCCGCCGCUGCACCUCCAGCCCUGGAUGUACAGGCAGCAGUUCACCUUCUUCAGCAACGAUGCCCCGGGGGACCCCGACACGGCUCGGCUCCUGGCCGCACUGCUGGCCGAGCCGGGCUUCGGCACCAAGUGCAUGAAGGAUGCUGGAGAGGCGACGGGGCCGUGCCCACCAGCUUCCCACCCUGAUGGCUUCAGGGCCCCCCCAGCCCCCCCGGCGGUGCUGGAAGUUCUGCGGCGCGGGAACUGGACGCAGGCUGAGCCGUCCCCCCCCUGCCAGUGCAGCAGGCCGGGGGCUAACAGGAUGCUGCCCGACUGCCCCGAGGGGGCCGGGGGGCUCCCGCCACCCCAGGUGCAAAGGGGCACAGGCGACGUCCUGCAGAACCUGACGGGCAGGAACAUCUCAGACUACCUGGUGAAGACCUACCCCCAGAUCAUCCGCCGGGCGCUGAGGAGCAAGAAGUGGGUGAAUGAGCAGAGGUACGGUGGCUUUUCACUGGGUGCCGGUGGCUCCCAGGCCCUGCUGUCAGCGGCGGAGGUGGACAAGGCGGUGCUGGAGCUCCGGGCGCUGUUCAACGUCACCCCGGGCAGCUCCUUGGACCAGCUCCUGGGCAACCUCGGCCGCUUCAUCGAGGGCUUGGACGCUCGCAGGAACAUCAAGGUCUGGUUCAACAAUAAGGGCUGGCACGCCAUGGUCUCCUUCGUCAAUGUGGCCAACAACGGGCUGCUGCGUGCCCGGCUGCCCGCCGGGACUGACCCCACGCUCUACGGCAUCACGGCCACCAACCACCCCCUCAACCUCACCAAGGAGCAGCUCUCGGAGGCCGCCCUGAUGGCCACCUCGGUGGACGUGCUGGUCUCCAUCUGCGUGAUCUUCGCCAUGUCCUUCGUCCCGGCCAGCUUCGUGCUCUUCCUCAUCGAGGAGCGGGUCAGCAAGGCCAAGCACCUGCAGUUCGUCAGCGGGAUGAAGCCCAUUACCUACUGGCUGGGCAACUUCGCCUGGGACAUGUGCAACUACGUGGUCCCUGCGCUGCUGGUCGUCCUCAUCUUCCUCUGCUUCCAGCAGAAGUCCUACGUGUCCUCUGCCAACCUGCCCGCCCUGGUGCUGCUGCUGCUGCUCUACGGCUGGUCCAUCACCCCCCUGAUGUACCCGGCCUCCUUCCUCUUCAGCAUCCCCAGCACCGCCUAUGUGGCCCUGACCUGCAUCAACCUCUUCAUCGGCAUCAACGGCAGCGUGGCCACCUUCGUGCUGGAGCUCUUUGUAGACCAGAACCUCAACAACGUCAACCGCGUCCUGAAGAAACUUUUCCUCAUCUUCCCCCACUUCUGCCUGGGUCGAGGCCUCAUUGACAUGGUGAAGAACCAGGCAAUGGCUGAUGCCUUCGAGAGGUUUGGGGACAGGCGCUUCGUGUCCCCCCUGUCCUGGGACCUGGUAGGGAAGAACAUGUUCGCCAUGGCCAUUGAGGGUGUCAUCUUCUUCCUCUUCACCCUCCUGUUGCAAUACCGCUUCUUCCUGCGGCUCGGGCCACGGGCUCUGCAACUUCCCUCGCUGGGGGAGGAGGACCAAGACGUGGCCAGGGAGCGGGCGAGGGUGGGCAGCACCCCCCCGCAUGACCACCUCCUGCUGUUGAAGGACCUGACCAAGGUGUACCGGCGCGGGAAGGCUCCAGCAGUGGACCGGCUCUGCGUGGCCAUCCCCCCCGGGGAGUGCUUCGGCCUCCUGGGGGUGAAUGGUGCGGGGAAGACCUCCACCUUCGCGAUGCUGACGGGGGACACGGAGGUGACGCUGGGGGAGGCCUGGCUGAAAGGGCACAGCGUGCUCACCGACCUCCAGUCCGUCCACCAGCACAUGGGUUACUGCCCCCAGUUUGACGCCAUCACGGACCUGCUGACGGGGCGGGAGCACCUGGAGUUUUACAGCCGCCUGCGCGGCGUGCCGGAGGAGGAGACCCCCAGGGUGGCUCAGUGGGGCAUCGCCAAGCUGGGGCUGGGGCCGCACGCGGACCAGCCGGCAGGCAAGUACAGCGGGGGCAACAAGCGCAAGCUCUCCACAGCCAUAGCCCUCCUCGGCUCCCCGCCCGUUGUUUUUCUGGAUGAGCCCACGACGGGGAUGGACCCGCGAGCCCGGCGGUUCCUGUGGGAUUGCAUCCUCAGCGUCAUCCGCGAGGGAUGCUCCGUGGUGCUCACGUCCCACAGCAUGGAGGAGUGUGAGGCGCUGUGCACCAGGAUGGCCAUCAUGGUCAACGGCCGGUUCCGCUGCCUGGGCAGCGUCCAGCACCUCAAGAACAGGUUUGGGGAUGGCUACACCGUGACGGUGAGGGUGGGGGGCCCCGGGCCCGCACCGGUGGAGACCCUGAUGCGGAGCCGCUUCCCCGGCAUCGUGCUGAAGGAGCGGCACGGGGGGCUGCUGCAGUACCAGCUCCCCCCCCGCGCUGGCUCCCUGGCCAGCGUCUUCAGCCUCCUGGCAGCCCACCGCGGCCCCUGCCACAUCGAGGACUACUCCGUGUCCCAGACCACCCUCGACCAGGUCUUCGUGCACUUUGCCAGAGAGCAGAGCGAUGAGCACCCCGGGGGGGGCUCGGCCCCAGGGCAGGAUGAGGCCCCCAGCCCCGGGGUGGGGCUGACACCACUGUCGGAGGAUGACAGCUACCAGGAGAGCGCUGUCUGAGCAGGGCCGUGGUGCCCCACGGACCCCCCCCCACAGCCGUCACCCCAGCACGACCCGGGGUCCUGGCACUUCUGGCCACCCCAGGCCCCCUGAGCUGCAGGGGGGGGCUUGGCCGCAUCCUGCCCCCCAGCACAGGGCUACCAUCCCCACGGGACUGGGUGCUGGGGGGGGGUCAGAGCACCCAGGCAGGGCUGGCCCCUGCUCUCCCCCGGCAGGUUUGUACCCUCUGGGGGCUGUUGGACACAGGAGUGGGGUCUGUCCUGGGCCUCCCCCCUGCCUUGGGCAGAGCCGGAUGCUGGGGGUGGCCCUGGGUCCCCCAGCUGCGCGUCACCCGAGCAGAGCCCACUGUAAAAGUGCAAUUAAAUAAAGACUCGCAGUACUGCUGGGGGGGCUGGGGCA